AUGAAGAACGGUUCGAAACGGAGUCAGCGGAGUUCCGCCAGAAGCAGAAAGGGCAAAAAGGCCAACGUCGAGAAGAGUGAGCGCACGGCGCGGACAAUGCCGCCGGUCCAUGCCAGGCCGGGCACGAUGCGACUGCGGAUUCAGUCGUUUCUCAGCCAGUUUAUUUUUGUAAGUUAUGCCUUCUCUAAACUACUCGAAAAAAAACUGCUUGUUGGCUUACUUGUCUGGCUCAUUCCAAAAAAAUUUUUUCCGAACUGCGCCCGAGCCUUGAUUCAAAACUGUUUUUUGGCUAGCCCUCAAACUUUUUCUUCACUUUCAGGCAAAGCCUUCACCCAGUUAAAAAGCCAAAAGCUCACUUCUUGCCCCGCCACAAAAAAAAAUUUUUUCCGAGCUGCGCCCGAGCCUUCACUAAAAACUCGCUUUUGGCUAGUCCUCAAAUUUUUCACCCCAUAUGAGAUGGCAGACAAGUCAAAAACAUUACAUCCCUUCAUUCUGCCCUUAAAAUUCCAGGUUCCCGAACAUUUUUUGGCCAAGAAGGAAGACUCCUCGGGCGCAGCCCGGAAAAUACAAAAAAAAGCUGUUUUUUUUUGAACGGGCCAGAAAAUGGAGGUUCUACUCCCUUGUUUCUGACCAAAAAAGAAAAACUGUCCACCUGCAACACAAAAGUUUGAGUGCAGUGUUCAAAAACGUUCCCAAAUGCAUCCAGGAGACAUUCUCAAUGCUUCCGCAUGCUCAUCACUAAAAGAAGGCAUGCGGAAGCAUUAAAAAUGUCUGCUGGAUGCAUUUGGAGACGUUUUUGGACACAGAUCAAACAAAAAUUCCGCUCCGAAAACCAAGCCGGGCUUCAAACUUCAGUUCAGCCACUCAGGCCCAGCUUACGCCUAGUCUAACAUUUUUUUGUUUCAGCAAACCCGUCUAGUCCCCAUAACUCUGGUCCUCUUCCUCUAUGACUGGCAGUCGGAUGUGAAAAUCGUGGUGGCAUUCAGUUUCACGUGCAUUUCGACCAUUCUACUGAUCUUUAUCCACUUUAUGUACUCCUCCGUCAGGAUGAAGGAUAGGAUUCCGCCGUUUGUGGUGGGUUUUUUCUCUCCGGCGGAGCGACGGUUGGGAAGGUUGAUUAUGAGAGAAUAGGAACGUUGUCAAUUGGGGAAGUUGACAGCUGGGGAAAGAGACAAUUGGGGAAACUGAGAAAUAUUAUUUUUCUUGUAGGUAAGUUUCGAAAUUAGGAUAAUUGAUGGCGUUGAUUUCAAAAAUCAUAUUGAUUUUUUUGAUCGUUACUUUUUUUAAGCGGUACUGUAAAAUAGUAAUUUUUCGAUUUUUUUCUUACAAAUACUCGAUUCAGGGGUCUUCGAUGGUGCUGAUUUCAAAAGUGACAUUCAUUUUUCGUGAUUUGAAAUCAGCACCAUCGAAAAAAACCCUGAAUCGGGCAUUUUUGUGAAAAAAAUCGAUAAAUUACUACUUUACAACACUAUUUAAGAAAAAAGUAACGAUCAAAAAAAAUGAAUAUGAUUUUUGAAAUCAACGCCAUCGAUUAUCCUCAUUUCGAAAACUUACAGUGCCGGAUCUGAUCCAGUGGCAAAAAACGUACCAUUUUGCAACCGGGAGGUAUCAGAAAAUGUGGCAAAAUACUUCCUUACUACGUGAAAAAACUCCGAUUUCGAAGGGUCUCUUUUUGCAAAGGCCCUUCAAAACAGAGUUUUUUAGUUGGAGAGGGAGGCACUUUGCCACAUUUUUUGAUACUUCCCGGAUGCAAAAUAGUAGAUUUUUUUGCCACUGGAUCAAGUCCGGCACUGUACAUGCAAGAAGAAAAAUAUUUCUCAGUUUCCCCAAUUGUAUCUUUUCCCAAUUGCCAACUUUCCCAAUUGACAACAUACCUGCCGGACCUGAUCCAGUGGCAAAAAACGUACCAUUUUGCAUCCGGGAAGUAUCAAAAAAUGUGGCAAAAUACCUCCCUCUUCAAGUGAAAAAACUCCGUUUGAAGGGCCCUCACAAAAAGGGCGGGCGCGAUUUUGAAAUCGGAGUUUUUUCACUUGGAGAGGGAGGUAUUUUGCUACAUUUUUUGGUACUUCCCGGAUGCAAAAUUAUAGGUUUUUUGCCACUGUAUCAGGUCCGCCACUGUAUUCUCUCGGAAUCAACUCUUCAACACCUAUUUUUUCUUCUUUAUCCCUCUAAUUUCCCCAACUAAAUUUUCUUUUCCAGUUUAUGUCCGGAUAUGCCUUCACCAGUUUGCUGGGCGUGGUUGAAACGGUUCUUUAUGGAGUUGCAGGCCUGCCCCAACCACGAAUCACCCUUCUUGUCGUCUGCUUUGUAAGUUUGAGCCUCCCCAAAGCUAUACCCUCGAUUCUUUGCCAAUUUCAGGCAUAUGUAAUGACCUCCGUGGCGGUGUCGCUCAUUUUCAUCCUGUGGAUUUUUGUGAUGAGAAACAAGUGA
Molecule: messenger RNA, 2430 nt
Organism: Bursaphelenchus xylophilus (pine wood nematode)
Lineage: Eukaryota; Metazoa; Nematoda; Chromadorea; Rhabditida; Aphelenchoididae
Source: the annotation of a GenBank genome assembly